This is a messenger RNA of Pieris brassicae (large cabbage white), 1220 nucleotides long. Its product is annotated as carbonic anhydrase 2-like. Lineage: Eukaryota; Metazoa; Arthropoda; Insecta; Lepidoptera; Pieridae. The coding region runs from base 100 to 1074 and encodes 324 amino acids. The transcript has 7 exons. Gene Ontology annotation, cellular component: cytoplasm. The record is from RefSeq and is a predicted model, not a curated record. Gene Ontology annotation, molecular function: carbonate dehydratase activity; zinc ion binding.
AUUGUGACAGUAUGUGACGUUAUUUUUUCGAUUUGAAAACUUGUAAACAAAAAAAAUUGUGUAUUAAUUUCGACUUUAAAUUAUUAUGUCAUACUUAUAAUGUUAAAAGCCGCGGCAGUCGCCCAAACAGAGGAGGAGGAAGCACCUAAGGAAGAAGUUAAAAAUGUACCUCAAUAUGGCAGUGUAGCUUGGAUUGACUACUUGAGUGAAACAGAAGGACACCUACCGACACCGAUCAAUGUAUCUAUUGCAGCAUCAUUAUGCUACCCGUGUCCGGAACUUAAGUGGUACAAUUUUGAUGUCUACCCGCAUAAAAUAAAAUUGACAAAUACUGGAUACACAGUAAUACUUGGGGCAAAAUGGCGGACAGAACGUCCAUAUUUGGAGGGAGGACCGUUUUUAGAAAAGCAUGUACUGUCACAAGUCCAUUUUCACUGGGGUAAAAAUAUGAUGGAAGGCAGUGAGCAUACAGUCGAUAAAAGGCGAUAUCCUGGUGAAAUGCAGGUGACAUUUUUUAAAGCGGAUUAUAUGACACAAGAAGAAGCAUUACGCCACAAUGACGGAGUCGUUAUGGUGUGUUAUAUAAUCAAAUACGGAGUGAACCCUGACGAGCGUCUAAGUUGGAUAAUUGAAGGACUUCCAAGGAUUCAAGAAGCACAAACACAUACACGAGUUGGCCCGUAUCCUAUGUCCCGACUGUUGCCAAUGUUCUAUGAAGAUUACUUCCUCUAUUGGGGAGGUUUAGAUACAGUGCGGGGUGAAAACUAUGUCGUUAGAUGGCUUGUACCGCGCAAAUCAUUGUUUGCUUCUUUUGAUCAAAUGAAAGCAUUCCGAAAAUUAUGGAACCCUUGGGAUGAACCCAAUCUUUGUAACUUUAGACAAUUGCAAGAUCGCCAAGAUAGACAAAUUUUAUUUAUUAGCCCACAUUGGAAUUUGUACAACUCUUUACUACCAACACCAAGAAUACCCGAAGAAUCGAUAUCAGUACUAUCGUCAAAUUAUCAAAAAAAUCAUUGGAUGUUACCGCCUCAAAAUGCCUACAUGUUACCAAAGGAAGAGGCUACUGAACAAUAAGACACCUUAUUGUAUAGCAUCAAACCGUCAGUUUUCAUCAAAUCCUAGUAAUAUCGAAACUUCUGAUCAUAUUGAACAAUCAGUAUUUGAAGAAAUCUGUACCGAAACUUUAGAAUCGCUGUGCGAAUAUUUUGAAGAAAUUAUUG